Nerophis lumbriciformis (worm pipefish) is the source of this 1371-nucleotide messenger RNA. The record is from RefSeq and is a predicted model, not a curated record. NCBI's taxonomy places the organism in Eukaryota, Metazoa, Chordata, Actinopteri, Syngnathiformes, Syngnathidae.
AUGACAACCACGACUGAACCUCUCUACCUUGGAACUCUAGCUCUCAGCAAACUACCCUUGCAAUUCUCCUUAUUGGUGGACCCUGAUAUUCCAUCAUGUGAAGAAGGACUUUACAUACCACGUUUUCAACAUCCAACACCCGAGAAUGGACAACAUAUCUAUGCAGAGGUCAACAAAGAGGUGGAGAUCAGAGUCAAAGCGAAAGCUACGCAAUCAAUAAUACAUGACAUCAUUAUGAGUGGACCAAGGAAUAGCAAUAAGCACAGAACCACACACAAUGAGUUCAUCAUAAGGCCCAAUCCAGUCUAUCAAUCUGAAAUGAGGUGUGUGCUGAUUAAUGUAAACAAGAAGACAGUUGAAGCCAAGGUGACGUGCUAUCAGUCCAGUAUGAAAGUAGAAGUUGAGAAAGCUUCACUCAGUGGGAUCCAUGUGGAAAACCUACGUGUCAAUGAUGCCAGCAACAUUCUGUGCAAUCUCCAGACAAACUCCAACAGCACACAUGUAGUUGGAAUCAUCCCCCUUAACUCUUGUGGCACUCUUCUGGAGGAGGACGAAACAUACCUUAUUUUCAAGAAUGAAAUAACAACUAUAGACGACCCCGAUGACUUUAUCACCAGGAAACACAGACUGGAAUUGGACUUUGAGUGCCAGUAUCCGAAACGAGGAAAUGUGACCCAGACUUUCCUCUCACACAGAGAGACGUUCAUUGUUUGGGAAAAGGGUUUCGGCAGGUUCACCUAUCAAUUCGAGUUCUACCCGAAUGACCGAUUCCAAAGCAGGAUUAGUCCAAACUCAUACCCUCUAGAAUAUGACCUAGGAAAGAGGAUUUACAUGAAGAUAGAAGCCUCCUCCUCCAUCAACAAUACAGAACUUUUCGUUGAAUCGUGCAGAGCUGCUCCAUAUGACAACCCUAACGUUCGGCCGACUUACUCUAUCAUUGAAAAUGGAUGUGCAGUGGAUCAAACAGUUUUGAUGUACAACACUUCUGAUCAACAUGAAUUCAAGUUCAGCAUGGAGGCCUUCAAAUUCAUUGGUUUGCAUGACCAAGUAUAUAUCAGCUGUUCAGUCGUGAUGUGUGAGGCAGGGAACCCAUACACUCGGUGCUCAAAGGGAUGCAUCAACACCACAUCGAACCACCAUUACUAUAAGAGAGAGGCUGUCAUCCAAAGCGCAAACCACCUUGUUUCUCAAGGGCCAUUACGUCUUCAGAGAUCAGCAGAGAGUAACAAAACCACAGUGAUGAAUUUCAAUCUGAACCUCGUCUUUAUUGCUGGAUGUCUUCUCGCAGUUGCUGGCAUGAUGGCUGUUGUCAUGUACAAAGCCAAAAUGUCCAGGUUUACGUAUCAACGUUUGCCAACUUCUGAAAAUUAA